AUGGACAACAGUCUGGACAACAGUCUCCCAACAGAGUUUGAUGUGAUUGUAAUAGGGACAGGUUUGCCUGAAUCCAUCCUUGCAGCUGCAUGUUCCAGAAGUGGUCAGAGGGUUCUGCAUCUUGAUUCAAGAAGUUACUAUGGAGGAAACUGGGCUAGUUUCAGCUUUUCAGGAUUGCUCUCCUGGUUGAAGGAAUAUCAGCAAAACAGUGACAUUGGGGAAGAAAGUACUGCUGCAUGGCAAGACAUGAUCCAUGAAACAGAAGAAGGCAUCACUCUUUGCAAGAAGGAUGAAACCAUUCAACACACAGAAGUUUUUUGUUAUGCCAGUCAGGAUAUGGAAGACAAUAUUGAAGAGACUGAUGAUCUGCAGAAAAAUCCUUCCUGCGUAGCAUCUAGUACCCUCAUUAAACCUCUGGAUUCUGCAUGCUUGUCUGAAGAAAUGCACUCAUUAUAUGUUUCUAGCUAUGAAGUGCCUGCAAAAGGCACUCCAGAAAACAAUGGAGAAGUAACUGAUAUAGCAGAAAUCUUGGUGAAAGAAGAAUAUUGUGGAUAUAAAACUUAUAAACACAGAGUUUCAGAUGGUGCCAAAGACGAAAUCAAACCUAUAUUGGAAGACAACAGUGAUCCACCAAAGAGAAACAGGAUUACUUACUCUCAAAUAGUUGAAGAAGGCAGGAGGUUUAACAUUGAUUUGGUAUCAAAGCUGCUUUAUUCCCAAGGACUGUUAAUUGAUCUUUUAAUCAAAUCAAAUGUUAGUCGUUAUGCAGAAUUUAAAAAUGUCACUAGGAUUCUUGCAUUUCGAGAAGGAAAAGUAGAGCAGGUGCCUUGCUCCAGAGCAGAUAUCUUUAACAGCAAAGAGCUCACUAUGGUUGAAAAGAGGAUGCUAAUGAAAUUUCUUACCUUUUGUUUAGACUACGAACAACAUCCUGAUGAAUACCAAGCUUUCACGCAAUGCUCAUUCUCAGAGUACUUAAAAACCAAAAAAUUAACCCCCAGCCUCCAACAUUUUGUACUACACUCAAUUGCAAUGAUGUCAGAGUCAUCUUGCACAACAAUAGAAGGCCUUAAAGCAACAAAAAACUUUCUUCAGUGUCUUGGAAGGUUUGGCAACACUCCCUUUUUAUUUCCGUUGUAUGGCCAAGGAGAAAUUCCCCAGUGUUUCUGCAGGAUGUGUGCAGUUUUUGGUGGAAUAUAUUGUCUUCGCCAUAAAGUACAAUGCCUUGUAGUUGACAAAGAAUCUGGAAGAUGUAAAGCAAUUAUAGAUCACCUUGGUCAAAGAAUAAAUGCUAAAUAUUUCAUUGUGGAGGAUAGUUACCUUUCUGAGGAAACAUGCUCAAAUGUGCAGUACAAACAGAUCUCCAGGGCAGUGCUCAUUACGGAUCAGUCUAUACUAAAGACAGAUUCAGAUCAGCAGAUUUCCAUUUUGAUAGUACCUCCAGUGGAACCAGGAGCAUGUGCUGUUCGAGUCACUGAAUUGUGUUCUUCAACCAUGACGUGCAUGAAAGACACCUGUCUGGUACAUCUGACCUGUUCAUCUUCCAAAACAGCAAGAGAAGACUUAGAAUCAGUGGUGAAGAAAUUAUUCACCCCAUAUGCUGAAACAGAAAUAGACAAGGAAGAACUUGCAAAGCCAAGACUCUUGUGGGCUCUUUACUUUAACAUGAGAGAUUCCUCAGGAGUCAGCAGAAGCUCAUAUAAUGGCUUACCUUCCAAUGUUUAUGUCUGCACUGGGCCUGACUGUGGACUAGGGAAUGAACAUGCAGUCAAGCAAGCUGAAACACUCUUCAACGAGAUCUUUCCAAGUGAAGAAUUCUGCCCCCCACCUCCAAACCCAGAAGACGUUUUCUUUGAUGGUGAUGAUAAGCAACCAGAGCCUCUUGGAGCCAAUACUAUAAUAAUAGCCCAACCAGAAUCCUCUGAGGGAAGCAAAAACCUAGAAAGCUCAGAGAAGCACCUUCAAAAUUAGAAAAAAGCAAACUGGAAUUGCUACUUUGGGCCUUCAUCCAGUAUCAGAAUAUUCUCAUUUAAAGGACAGUUUCCUAUAUGAGUAAUUAGAAGUGGUUAUUUGAUGAAUGCCGUGCAGAUGUUGUCUAUAAUUCUCUUUGUGACUUUCAGUUAUUGGAUGCAUUUGUUAACCUAUCAAUAACUGAUUUAUUGGUUAUUGGACUUCUUGUUGUUUCAGAAUGGGCUCCAUGAGCCAGAAGCUUAAACAGGGUUAGCUUUAUUUUAGUACUGGGUAUAUAUGUGAGGGUUCCAUAUUAGCCAUGGUACUUAAAGGAAGAUGGUAUUGUAUCUGCUGAUCUUCAGAUUUUAUUAUUGUCUACAGAACAAUAACAUCUAAGGAAUAUUUUAAUUAUUUUUGUAGCUAUUACAGUUGCUACCACCUCUGAAUAGAGAAACACAGAGGAAAUUAUGUGGGUCUUUUGUUUAUAAUAUAAACAUAUUAAGUAUGAUCCUUUAUUUGUGAAGGUGAUGUUUACAGUACAUCUUGCAGUUUAAUUCUCCUACUUGGCCCUUGUAACCAAUGAGGCAGUGACGCCACCACAGUCUUAUACAUUGCAAAAAGAGUCAGAGAGUUCAUUUAGUAGUUGAAGAGCUCAUUCUUGGGAGGUUCAGUCCAAAGAAAAUCUAGGGGAAAAGAUUGGUUCUGGUUUAAUACUUCAGAAAAUUUCUGAAGAGCACUGCUCUGGCACCUAAAAGAAAAGAACUUCUAAGUAACUCAGGUUAAAGAAAAAAAUAAAUUGCUCCAGGAAAAGAUAUUUCAGAAUGCUUGUUCUGAAAUUGCUAAGGAGAAACUGAGUGAAGCAUUUUUAACCUGGGAUUACAGAUGGUUUUUAAAAUCCAUCUGUAAAUAGAUUUCCCAAAGUUUCUCAGUGAAAGUGAAGCAUACAAUCUUGUUGGCUCCACCACUUUAAUUAGUAACACUACAAUUGAUAGGAGUGAAUCAAAGGAGGGUUACCAUGUCCCUUUGGUUGUGUCCCACCCCACAAAUAAUGAGGUAAAUGCCUUCAUAAUCAACUCCUGCCUCUUAGCUGUUAUCUAGAGGAUAGAAAACAUUUUUUUCCAGAACUACCAGAAGUCAUAAAGCUGGUUAUACUCUAGCAGCAGAAGCUUGUGGAGCUGUCAGAAGAAAUAAACUUCCUUCCCUUUAGGUCACUGUUUCCAUUUCUCAGACAGAGAAUGAUAAUCCUAUAGGAAGGAUUUAGGAAGGGAUAAAAAAGGAUAUAGGAAGCCCUUUUAAUUACAGUUUUUGUCCUGGAACAGAGUAUUUGCUAUGUGCUAGGCACUUACUGUGCUCUCUAAUUACAGUUUCUCAACAACCCUGUGAGGCAGAUAUUGAAUACAUUUUCAAAGAGGAAAUAAAGACUUAUUAAUUCUCUCUGAGUCUGGUUUGUGGAAGAGCCAACAUUGGAAUCCAGGCUUUCAUGAUUUCAAAAUCUUUCAACUGAUGUUAACUGUUAGAAGAGUGUAGGUACUGUAGGAGAAGAAAAAGAUGCUCAUGAAAACCAGUCUAGGGCUUCCCUGGUGGCGCAGUGGUUGGGAGUCCGCCUGCCAGUACAGGGGACGCGGGUUCGUGCCCCGGUCCGGGAAGAUCCCACAUGCCGCGGAGCGGCUGGGCCCGUGAGCCGUGGCCGCUGGGCCUGCGCGUCCGGAGCCUGUGCUCCGCAACGGGAGAGGCCACAACAGUGAGAGGCCUGCGUACCGGAAAAAAAAAAAAAAAAAAAAAAAAAAAAAACCCGGUCUAGCGUUGCUAGUGAAUCAAAGUAGACAGACAUCUCUUGGCUUAUUAUGGAGUCAGAGAAAUAUGAAAAUAAAGAUUAAUUAAAAAUAAAUAUGACUUAGAGCUAUGGAUCUCAUUGAAGCAGAAUUUGUCUAAGUUUUAACAAAGUCAUACUUUUUAAUGUAUCUUUUGAUUUUUGUGUUAUAAAAAGUAAUGUUACUAGGCCAAAAUAUGCUUUGAAUAGUCUUUUGUUGAUCUUCUAUAUGUGAGGAAAAUGAAACAGGAAAUAUUUAAGUAAUUUUCAGCUUACUGAAGUAGAGAAGUCAUGAAUUGGUAUUAAUAUAUAUGUUUUGAAUCUAGCAGAUCUAUUAUUGGGUGGAUUCUAAGGCUUAAACUUAUCAAAACAACUGAAAUGUCUGAAAUAGACCUAAAAAUUAGUUAUUAAAAUGUAAAAGAAUUUAAGAUGUUAAGUGAAAUGGAGGUGAAGGUAAUCCAGACCUAUUGAAAAAAUUUUAAUUUCCAUAUCAUAAAUAUUUUUAUUCAUAAGAAUUUGAGAAGGGCAACGAGAAGUUGCAAAAAACGAUAGAACCAAAGAUAAUGGAAACAGGAAAAUGUUAGAUUAAAUAAAAUAAGGGUUUUAAAAACUAAGAAAAUGAAUAUAUUGGUUUCCUACUUAAAUGCAAAUAAAUUGGAAAUGAAAAAAGUUAUUACCAAUAAAAAGCAUUUUAAAAAUUAGAGGAUAUUAUAACCUAGUAUAAUUUUCUGACAAGUUGGAAUUUUACCCUUAUGGGCUUAUUGGUGAACUUGUUCAAAUGUUCAAAGUAUAAAUAAUAUCUGUGUAUCAAAAGAUGAUAUAAUAUUUGCAUUUUUAGGUUAAUAUUGCCUCAAUGUUAGGAGUCAAACAUUUUGAAAAGGGUCUCAUUCUGAACAAAUGCAAAAUAUUAGCAAAUGAUACACAACAUAAAAAUAAUUAUUUACUGUGACUCAGGAUUAUAAGGUUGGUGUUCAACAGAAUAACCAUUAAAUCAAUAUCAACAGAACAAAACAGUAAAAACGCAAAGUAUUAACUACAGCUAACUUUAAAAAUAUUAAUAAAAUUCAUCAUUUUUUAUUUAAUUAUCUCUGGUAAUGAUUUUUUUGGUUUCUCAUUGUGAUAAGUAAUUACUUAAAACCAAGAGCUAACAUCAUUCCUAUUAGGAAAACAUAUAGGAAACAUUUCUCAAGCAGAAAUUAAAUAAUCUUGGCACUACUUUUAUUUAUAUAUGGUUGAAAAAGCUCGUCAUUGUAAUAAAUCAUUAAUAAGCAUUCAUAAAUGAGAAAGAUAAAGAAAGAACAAAUAUUUUCUAUUGACAUGGCUUUUAAACUAGUGAAACCUGUAGUAUCAUAAACAUGCUGACAAUAAAAGACUAAUUCAGGAAGUUGCAGGAUAUAUAACUUUUUAAAAUUAAUCUUAUUUCUAGAUUCAAACAGUGACAAACUACAACUUAAAGUGUUUGGGUAUUAACAUAUACAAGCCAUUUAAAGAAAGUUAUACAACUAUAUUGAGAUAAGAAAGAUGCUUAUAAAGAAGCAGGUUACAGGAACUGCAUCCUAGUAUAAUGAAAAGGAAGUAAAUAGGAAAUCUGAAAACCAAAAUUAGAGUCCUCACUUUACUACUUAUAAGUUGUGUAAUCUUGGGAAAAUCAUGCCUACUUUCCAUUUCACCAUCUAUAAAAUAGAAAUACCGCUUUGCAGAAUUAUUAUGAGGAUUAAAUUAAUGUAAAAGAAAUUAUGUCCAAAGGACUGGCAAUAGGGUGAAGUUAGUAUGUAGAUUUACUACACUUCCACUUAACGUUCCAACUGGAUGCUUUAUAUAAUUUGACAGAAUUGUGAUAAAUAAUUUAGGAAAAUAAGCAAGGAUAUGUCUUUUUAACUUAGGGGGAAAAAGGGAGUUUCGCACUUCAGAUCGUUAAAACAUGCUGUUAAACAUCUUUUCUAAAUACACUAUGGUACUGAGUAGAAAGUUUAAGACUAAUAAACCAGUUGGAAAGAAAUAUAUAAUAACUGCUGGUGGAACGAUUAGCUGGAUGCCAGUAUAAAAAAAGAAAUUAGAUCCACUUCACACAUAACAGUUUGUUACAGAUUAAGAUCUUCAGUAUAAAGAUGAAAAUAGGGCUUCCCUGGUGGCACAGUGGUUGGGAGUCCGCCUGCCAAUGCAGGGGACACGGGUUCGUGCCCUGGUCCGGGAGGAUGCCUCAUGCCGCGGAGCGGCUGGGCCCGUGAGCCAUGGCCGCUGGGCCUGUGCGUCCGGAGCCUGUGCUCCACAACGGGAGAGGCCGCAACAGUGAGACGCCUGCGUACCAAAAAAAAAAAAAAAAAAGGUAAAAAUAAAAAGACUACAAUUCUCAUCCCAAUAAUUUUGCAAAGGAAACUUUAUAGCAAAGAAAAAUAGUGACAAGGUAGAUGAGAUCAACUAAGAAAAAUGAAAAAUGUGUACUAAAUAGGAAGAAGACAAAAGAAAUGGGGUAAAAGCCACUUGCAUUACACAAGGAUAAAGUACUCAAUAUUUUUUAAAAGGUAAGUGCAAAUCCAUAGGACUUUGUGCUCUUUACUAGGCAAGUUUAUGAAAGAAUUGAGUUCAAACGAGAAGAUAGAAAUAAAAUGGUAUUCAGAUUUACUAAUAUUAAAAAUGCAAACUAGAGCAACUUUGACUUAGUUCAUGCAAUUAUAUUAGCAAAAAAAUUUUAAUUGCAUGUAUCCUCAUACCAGUAGCAUUAUUAUAUUAACGUAGUUUUUUUGAAGAACUAUUUAGAAGAAUAUAAUAAGAACUCUAUAACCAAUCUGUCUUUUGAUAGCUCUAACUCACUCUGAGUAGCAUAUGCCCAGGAAAAUAUUUUAAAAGAAAAAAAAAAGUCUAUUUGUAUAAAGAUAUUUCUAGUGAUUACAUUCAUUUGAGUUUUUAAAAAAAGCCCAGUAAUUGGGAACUGGAUAAGUAAAUUUUCAUGUAUUGCUAUUGCUAUCAUAGACUGUUAUAUAGCCAUUAAAUAGUAUUGAUAUAUGUAAAACCAUAUGGGAAAAUGUUUAAAUGAGACUUGAAAGUGUUAAAACAAAUUAUUGUAUUUACUGAUUGUAUUUGUGUAAAAAUUUAGGUCUAUACAUUGGAAAGAAUCUGAAGACAACAUUGUAAUUAGUUUAAGAAGUUCUUUUUUCUAUAAAAUACUGAUGUGUGAAAUAAAAAAUAAAAGAUUAAUUGGUAA
Physeter macrocephalus (sperm whale) is the source of this 6959-nucleotide messenger RNA. It is a transcript of the gene CHML, whose product is annotated as CHM like Rab escort protein. Gene Ontology annotation, cellular component: Rab-protein geranylgeranyltransferase complex; nucleus; cytosol. The transcript has a single exon. NCBI's taxonomy places the organism in Eukaryota, Metazoa, Chordata, Mammalia, Artiodactyla, Physeteridae. The record is from RefSeq and is a predicted model, not a curated record. Bases 1 to 1968 code for a protein of 655 amino acids. Gene Ontology annotation, molecular function: GDP-dissociation inhibitor activity. Gene Ontology annotation, biological process: small GTPase-mediated signal transduction; intracellular protein transport; protein geranylgeranylation.